UGCGAUGUCUGUUUGUUACAUUUGGUUUCGCUAAGCAUGUAAAAUUGUCAUUAGACAAGCCGCCAGUGUACAGUGACAAAAUUAUAAAGCGUGACCAACUUAAAAAUUUGCAACGUCCAUUGAAAAUAUUAGACAAAAGCGACUUUUUAAAAACGCUGGCUAGGUUGAGUACUUCCUCGUAAAUACUGAGUUUAUUCCCAUUUAAGUAAAAGGUUCUUCGACGGCCGUGAAUGCCACGAUAUGUUUCGCUUACCAAGUGCCACCCACAUAUCAAGGUCGUUACCUACAUACAUUAUUUUCCCUUUUCCUGGUAAAUAAGACCACUCCCCACCACUCGGGAAAGUCAGUGAACCACGCAUCAAUCGAAGCCUGCAUAUGGCCAGAUAGUGUUCAAUCAUCAUUUAAGUACAACCAACUUCGAUGAGCCUUCCCUCUCUCUUUUGAGUGGGUGAUUUCGGUUGUUUUAGGGGGAAGGUUGAUAGAUGACGGAGGUCAGGCAGUUUGGGCAAGGACUUGCGUUGCGUCCGCGCAGGUUUCGCAAACAUCUUGCAGUGUUGUGACGGCUGCUAUUGAGUGAACACGUUGUGAGUGCAGUGCGCAAUUUUGAACGUUCGAAAGUGAUGUGGAUACACGAAAGGGCUUAAACAACAAAGAUUGACGUGUCAAAAUGGGGAAAGGAGAAAAAAAAUCCACCAUUAUUUUGGAUAAUUUUAAUUCAACGGCGGAUUUAGCCAGUAAUCCAGGAUUCCAGUCCACAUUAAGCUUGGGAUCAAAAGAAGUCAUCAAUGAAAAGGAAUACAACCCUUUUGAGCACAGAAAUGUGGCUCAUCCCAAUUCGACAAUUGGAUCCUUGGUGCAUUUGCUGAAAUCCUCCCUUGGUUCCGGCAUCCUGGCGAUGCCGAACGCUUUCAAAAACGCGGGUCUUGCAGCUGGCGCCCUUGGCACUAUAAUCGUUGGGUUCAUCUGUACACACUGUGUUUAUAUAUUGGUACGGACAUCUCAAGAAGUGUGCGUGGACGCAAAGAAGCCCUCCAUGGGGUUCGCUGAGACGUGCGGUGCAGCGUUCCAGUACGGGCCGAAGAAGCUGCGGCCGUGGGCCGGUUUCGUCACGACGGUUGUGGACUAUGCCCUAACAGUGACUUACCUUGCGGCGCUCUGUGUCUACAUUGUGUUUAUUGCUGAAAAUUUCAAAGAGGUUCUAGACGAGUACAUGCCAAACUACAAGCUGUCUGUAGAGACAUACUGCGCUCUGACCCUCGUCCCCUUAGUCCUCAUCUGCCAAAUCAGGAACCUGAAAUGGCUGGUACCUUUCUCGGCCAUAGCUAACGUACUGCUGGUCAUCUGCUUUGCCAUCACUAUGUACUACAUCUUCAGCGGUCUACCUAACCCUAAGGAUCGGGGCAUGGUUGCAAGUGUUACCCAGUGGCCGUUGUUUAUCAGUACGGUGAUCUUCGCGAUGGAAGGCAUCGGAGUGGUCAUGCCCGUAGAAAACGAGAUGGCGAAGCCGCAACAAUUCCUCGGCUGCCCGGGCGUGCUCAAUGUUGCCAUGACUAUCGUCAUUUCCCUGUACGGCAUCGUCGGGUUCUUUGGUUACAUGAAAUAUGGCGACGAAGUGAGGGGAAGCAUUACGUUGAACUUGCCGCAGGAUGAAGUCUUGGCACAGAGCGCGAAGAUCCUCAUGGCUUUGGCUAUCCUUUUCACAUACAGCCUCCAGUUAUAUGUACCCAUGGAGAUGAUCUGGAGAGUGAUCCACAACAAAAUAUCCGUCAGAUAUCACAAUAUCACGCAAAUCUGCAUCCGGACUGCUGCUGUAGUUGGCUCAGUUGCCCUAGCAGCAGCCUUCCCAAAUCUGGAGCUGUUCAUCAGCCUCUGCGGCGCCAUCUUCCUGUCGACCCUCGGUCUCCUUACGCCAGCCAUAGUGGACACCGUGCACAACUGGGACCGAGGACUUGGCAGGUUCAACUGGAUGUUAUGGAAAAAUAUCUUCAUUGGUAUGAUAUCCCUAGUGGCUUUGUUCGCUGGUUCUUAUAAGAGCAUCAGCGAUAUGGUCGCUAAGUAUGGACAGAGUGAGCACAUGGAGAUGAAUAUGAAUUUAAAUAUGACCGGAGUUAAUGGAACUUGGGUGUCAUAAAAACUAUGUAAGGUAAGGUUUAGGAAUUCGAUUUCUGUACCUUUCCUUACCACAGUGAUAAUAGUAUGAGUUCCUUAUGAGCAUUCAUAUUUAUUGUCAAUUUGAUAAGGUACGAAGUGAUCAGACAUAGAACUUUUUGUGGCAUAAGUUCAUGUUCAUGUAUUAUUGAAUUUGUUGACAGUAUUUGUUAUAUGUGGAUGUAAAUGUAAAGAUAAUAAGGGCGUGUGUAGAUCAUUAGAACCUUCGCCCGCUUAGCUAACAAUAUCCAAGUAUAUUAGGAUAUACUUGGAAAUUGUUAGCUACAACGUACACUGAGACGAUUAUAUCACAACACACUGGAUAUUUAUUAGAAGAGAUGACCCGGUGUCAACUAUGUUUAAGCCUUUUUAUGUCAUAAGUGAAUCAAUGUAUAUAUAUUUCCUUUGAUUUAUGUAGAUAUACUUUCUAUUGACACACAUAUUAAUAUACUACAUUGACUUGAUAUCUAGCGUAAUAGUUUAAUUUAUUUGUUUUGAAUUUUACACAUUGCAAUGCGGCGAAAUAUUUAUGUCUUUUAUUUUGAUAAAUGUUUAUUAUUGUGAGUACACAAACAAAGAAAACUAUAAUUAUCAAAUAGCUCAGUUCAAAACUAGCUACCCAAUAUUAAUACUGAAAUGUACAUAAAUGAAAUGGGUAAGUAAUUUACGAUAAUUACAAGAUAACAAUAUAAUUAAUAAUUAUACAUACAUUUAUUUUAAAAAGUAAACUUUCUAUCACGCCAGAAAGGUAAGCACUUUUUAUGUUUCUAAAAAUAUGUUCAAAUACUCCUACUAAAUACUUUCCAAACAGGUAUUUUGGUGUACAAUUAUUAUUUAAAUAAAUAUUUAAGUCUUAUUAUACUUUAAGGUUAGUGAAAUAACUUAAGCGUAUCUGAGUUUUAGAGUUGUAAAUACGUCCAUAAUUCAGAGUUAUUGUAGAUUUUGUAAUAUACGCUUUUCUUUUUUUUGAUGUAUUAUAUUUUUAUAUAUUUUGUUAUAUUCUAAUAAUACUGAAAUUAAAUUAUUCGAUCUAAGCCUAAAUGAAAAAAAUAUUUUGAGUCUAUUAUUAAUGACAAUAUCAUUCCAGCACCUAUGCAGGUGUUUGUAACAAUAUUUUAAUAUUAUUAAUAACAUUAUGAUUGUGACAAGCAUGUAACUUUUCUCAAACACAAAGUCGCAGUGACUCUAAAUGACAACUAGGUUGUGAUUGUUAAUAGUUUUAAGAAUAAUAACCACUGUUGGAAUAUAAUAAUAUGAUUAUUUGUUGUGCCUAUAUUAUGCAGUGUGCUCGGGAGGAAUCCGAAGGACUAAAUUCACUUCUACGAAAAUUAAAUCACGAAAAUGCAAGAAAAAACUGUUAAAUUCCUUUGGGUUCCACCCGUGUUCUUUAAACUCCUUUAUGUUGGUACAAAUAGCCCUAAUCAACUUUUAGUGUAAUACGUUUUAAAUAUACACCAAGAUUAAUUUUAUAGACAUAAUUAUUAGAUUAAGCGUAUCUAUUUAAAUAAAACGUCAACGAGCAUAAUAUAUUAAGAUUUAUAUGAACCAAUUUCAGUCACAAUGCGUUCCGCUCGUUUUAAUCUACCGAAUGGACACACUGUGAUUGGAAUUAUAUUAUCCAAAUAUGCCUCCAGACAAAAAUAUUUUAAGGCAUUUUAGAGCAGACAAGAAGUUAUUAUUUAUAAAUAUAAUGUUAUUAAGGCAACUAUCAUUUCCAUCGAAAAUAUUAAGAUUUGUCACCAAGUGAUAAUCCCCAAUAAAUAAUAAUAUUUAAAUCGGUCAUUGUAUUUAUGAAAACUUGUCUCCAAAUAUAAAUAACUAUCUUAAUGUUAAUUUGUAUUCAAAAUAGUAUACAUUAUAGAUAUUAGUUGACCAAAUUAGUAGAUAUAUUAUGACCAAAUAAAUAGCUGUGAUUCUUAAUGAUGUCGUCUGCCUGACAAAACAUAAUAAAACAAUGGACCAUAAAACCUAUGUACGUGGUCGUGGUUAUUUGGAUAAUUCAAUUUUAGGGACCUAGCUAUUUAUUAGGUUAAUGAACGUAUAUUGAUUUGAUGACAGAUAAGAUCAUACGUAUUAAUUAAGCCAAUUUAUACAUUAUACAGCAAACUAAAUAUCAGAACCGCCGGAACGGUUAUUUACAUCAAAUCAAAUCUUGGAAACACGGGGUUUCAAACUGACAGUUUCACACAGUAAGCGCUUAUACUACCUAAAUGAUAUGUUACAAAGCAACUGUGGUGAUAAAAAAUACAUAAACAAGAAUAAUUAAAAUUUAUUUAUGCCAUGAGCUUCGAUGUUUUUAACUUCAUUAUCAAGAAAUUGAAGAGCAUAGAAGAAAAUUUUGACAAGAACUUACGAACAAGUGUUAAUUAAGCCUGAAGCUGAAGGCCCUUGCCUUAAUUAACACGAGCUCCUAAUUCUUGUACCGCCCGUGGCACACACAAUGUUAUUAAUCACACUUGUGAGGAAAAAAUUAAAUUUUAAGCGAAAUCAUUUUCAAAAUACAGUGACAUUUCAAACAUAUUAAAUUAUUUACGUCACUAUUUUAAAAGUAAAACUCACUGAUAUCUACUUGGUUCGUAUGAACAAAGAAAAUUUGAAAUAGCAGUGGAUUGUCAAAGAAAAUUUUAGUACGCUAUUUGACUUAGAUCCUUAUUCUUUCACUGAUAUGUGUUAAAUUUGUUAAAUAUCAACCAUCGCUGGAAACGAUGCCGCCAGUCCUUUGGUUUUUGAUCUAUUAGAUGGUGCCACUGAAAGAAUAAGGAUCUAAGUAAAAUGGCAUUUUAAAAGUUUUACGAGUAAUCAUGUGUCGAAAGAUGGCAGUAAAUUUACUAUGGCUAGAAAAUUUUCUUUUACAAUCCACCUCUAUUUCAAAUUCUUUUUGUAUGAAUUAGUAACAUAUUUAAAAAGUAUGUCCAUGGGCUUAAUGAAAUAAAAAAAUCUAUUACGCCCGCGGGCAUAAUACAGUUAAUUCCAUCUCAGUAUGCUGGCAUACAAUAACAUCGUUUACGAGCAAGUGUUAUGAAAAAAUAUAAAUGUCGAACUGUGACCUCCGCCAUUGGAGACCUUGGUGACUUUUUUAGUAUAUGGCGAUAAACUGUGCGAUAUCAAUAAAAAAUAUAUUAUUGUUCUAGUUUACAGUUAGAUGUAAGGUUUAAAAUGUGAUAUCAAUAAUUUAAAUAUUAAUAAAACUUGAAAGGCGAUCUAAUAAAUACAAUCUAACAAA
Cydia pomonella (codling moth) is the source of this 5371-nucleotide messenger RNA. RefSeq names its product proton-coupled amino acid transporter-like protein pathetic. Lineage: Eukaryota; Metazoa; Arthropoda; Insecta; Lepidoptera; Tortricidae. Bases 668 to 2131 code for a protein of 487 amino acids. The transcript has 10 exons. Gene Ontology annotation, cellular component: vacuolar membrane. Gene Ontology annotation, molecular function: amino acid transmembrane transporter activity. The record is from RefSeq and is a predicted model, not a curated record. Gene Ontology annotation, biological process: amino acid transmembrane transport.